Molecule: messenger RNA, 3005 nt
Organism: Drosophila elegans
Lineage: Eukaryota; Metazoa; Arthropoda; Insecta; Diptera; Drosophilidae
Product: aminopeptidase Q
Exons: 4
Coding region: 113-2824 (903 amino acids)
Biological process (GO): proteolysis; peptide catabolic process
Cellular component (GO): cytoplasm
Molecular function (GO): zinc ion binding; metalloaminopeptidase activity; peptide binding
Source: RefSeq, a predicted model, not a curated record
UUUUUCUCUUAUGAGAGAGAAUUACCUACUGAGAACCAAAAUACCUUGUGGAAAAGCGUGACAUUGUCCAUUAAUCCAGAAGCCAUUCUAGAAUUAAAUCUGCCAUGGAGCAAUGCAUAAGGUUCUGCUAUUUCCGAUCGCAAUGUGGCUGCGGCUACUCGUCUUAUAUUGGAGUUUGGCAUGGGGAGAAGUCGCUGGCGCCGUUGUGGAGCCGGUGCGCUACAAUCUGACGAUCCUUACGCAUCUAGCAGGUGGGGGUGCUCGGCACAGAUACGAGGGCAUCGUAUCCAUCGAUUUGGCAGUGAAAAAAGCCACCCGAAAAUUCCACUUAAGCGCAUUCGACAUGAAGUUGUUCCUGCACAAAACUUGGUUGGUGCGAUGGGCCAGUGGCAAGCGGAUCAAUGUGAUCGCGAUGAAGAGAAAAGCAAUAAGUAAUAGUGAAGUAUUGCUAAAAGUGAAGGACAAUCUCAAUGCCGGCGAGACAUACACACUGCACAUGUUUUUCGCCGGCGAACUAAAGAGUUCGCAGCGCAACGGUUACUUUUCCGGUCACUAUGACCGAACGCCACAGGUGUUCUACGCCUUGACGCGCUUGGAGCCGGAUUACGCCCACACCGUGUUUCCCUGCUUCGAUCUUGCCGAGUUCAGGACCCCCUUUAACGUAACCCUUGUGCACCACGAGAAAUUCGUUGCGCUCAGCAAUAUGCCCGCCAUCAGGGAGACACCACACUCUGAGAUGGCGGACUUUGUGUGGACCACGUUCAUGCAGUCACCGCCGAUGGCCACCUACCAGGUGAUGUGGGCACUGCACCAGCUGGAAAAAGUGGCCACUGGCCACACGGCCUCGGGGGAAAAGGUCAACGUCUGGGCGAGACCGCAAAUGAAGGAGAAGCUUGCCCAGGUGGCAAACAUGACGCCGAGUCUGCUCAGCAGCUUUGAGUCCCUGUUCGGCUAUCCAUUGCGAAGGGAUCCGGAUUGGGGUGGCAAGUUGGAUCAUUUGGUACUGCCGGACUAUACGGAAGUGGACAGCGGCAAGGGUCUGCUCGUUUACGGAGAGGAUGAGGUGGUGGACUCACGCCUACAGGAUAUGCUGGCAGAGCAGUUGGCGCGCCAGUGGCUUGGAGUUAUGGUGGCCACCUCCGACCUGGAUAGAUCAUAUGUACGCGACGGCAUCAACUACUAUUUGGCAAUUCAGUUGGCUGCGAUGCGGAACAACACGGGGCAUAAUAUGACCCGCCUACUGGAAAGCCGUCUAGGGAUCAUGUUCUACGACUCGCUGCCCGAAACGAAGGCCCUUUCGAAGUCACAGUCACCCAGCAACAAGAUGUUUCGCAAACACAAGAUUGUUCUGAUCACGCACAUGCUUAAAACGGCUUUCGGCGACAAGAUUUUCUUCGGAGGAUUGCGAGGGUUCUUCGAGUCGUAUGCCAACACUUCAGCUUCAGUCGACCAGCUGCUGGAGGAGUGGCAGCGAGCAGCCCGCCGACGCUACCAGCUGCCCGUUGCAGUGGUUCUGAGCACACUAAUGGACACGUGGCUCACGCAACCAGGAUACCCAAUGCUCACCGUCCGGCGCGACGACCUCAACGACAAGGUGACCAUCACGCAGAACCGCUAUCAACAGAACGAUAUGGAUGUGAAUGCCAAGGAAUGCUGGUGGCUGCCGGUCAUGUACAUCACCGCGUCCCAAAAACUGGCCCAGGUGGAGUGGAUGGGUUGCCAAAACAAGAAGAAAGAUGAACUAACGCUCACCAAAGUCGUUAAUGCAAGUGAAUGGCUGCUGCUGAAUGUCGAUGCUGCAGUGCCUGUUCGAGUUCUCUACGAUCUUCAAGGCUGGCGACUGAUUGCCGACGCACUGUCCACCCAGUUCACCCAGAUUCCGGAGCUCAGCCGUGUCCAGCUGGUGGAUGAUGCCCUCGGAAUGGCGUGGGUGGGUCAAAUGCACUAUAACAUCACCGUAAAUGUGAUCAAGUAUCUGGCAAAUGAGACCAGCGUUCUGGUUUGGGAGCAGGCACUUAUCCAUCUGGAGAAGCUGCAGAGCGUCAUGCAAAUGAGUACGGGUUAUAGGGUCUUUAAGCUUUUCAUGCACAAACUCAUUGAGCCAACUUUUAAUGUAACAUUGCAAUUGCUUAAAACUAAUCCAAAAUCCAAAGAGAGUCAAGAAAAGAAGGCAUGGGGUAAAUCCUUGCCGGCGAUAAUGUACCGCCUGGCCUGCCAGUACGAAGUCAAAGAAUGUUUGGCGGACGCUCAAGAGAAAUUCAAGGCGGCAAUGGGCCAGAAAUCCGUAUCAUCCAUUCCGGAGGGAGUUCAAGAAAUGGUGCUCUGCAAAGGCAUCCACCAUGGCGUCGAGGACGAUUGGCUAAUGGUGCGGAACAUGUUCUUUGAGGCCAAGGAGGAUGAUGAGGAGAAGGCCAUCCUGCUUAACUCGCUGAGCUGCACCACCGAAUAUUGGGCGAUGCAGAAGCUGUUCCGUUGGUCCCUCGACCGCAAAAAGGUUCCAAAAGCGCUGACCCUUGGCCUCUUGGCUGCCCUGAUGCGCACCUACCUGGGCUACUACAUGGGUCAUCAGUUCCUCACCGAUAACAUAGGGCAAAUCCUGAGUCGCUUCUCCACCAACGAGCUUCAGUUCAUUCUGAAGCCAUUCGUCAAUGCAGUGACCACCAAGGAAGAACUUGCAACGCUAAAAAGCUUUUUGCAAACGAAACUGCCCUCUUCGAUGACCUCCAGUAUAAAUUCCAUGCUGGAUCCUGCAACUAAGACGCUCAUAUGGCGGAAGUUCCUGUAUUUCGAUCUCCUAAACGCUAUUCGGAAUAAUGUAAAAUAGUUGUAUACGAAGUGUUUGAAAUUGGCAAAAAGCAACGACUUAAUACGCAAGUUAUUAGGAUAUACAUUGAUAUACGACAACGUCUUUAUGUAUAUUCUUGAGAAAUGUUUAUCGAGGAGAACCGUCUUCUAUAGUCUUAUCCUAUUCGAUACUUUCAAAUAUAAUAUUCGAAACAUAAAAA